GAAGCAGCUUCGGGAGCUUCGGCUUCUGAUUUUUUCUCUCCUGCCUCGGGAACCCCAAAACCGCCACCGUGUCUCGCCAGAGGGCCAAGAUGUCCAAGGUGGCCAAGUACCGGCGCCAGGUCAGUGAGGACCCGGACAUCGACAACCUGCUGUCCACGCUGUCCCCGGAGGAGAUGGAGGAGCUGGAGAAGGAGCUGGAUGUGGUGGACACCGAGGGGAGCGGCCCCGCCGAGAAGAACCAAGCGGAAAACUCCUCCCCCGGCCCCCAGAACUGCGACCCGGAGCUGAACCACCACGGCAGGGAGCCCAGGAGGGUCCUGCGCAGGGAGCAGGCCGUGGAUGAAACCAGGCUGAGCGAGAGCAAAGGAGACAAAAAUGAAGAAGAAAAGGGAAAGGAAACUCCCCCCAAAGACCUGGCCCAGAAACGAGACCCCAAAGUGGGCAAAGACUCCAAAAAGGAGGAAAGUGUUCAGAAAACAGAGCCCAAAGGUAAAGCUGAGCCUGAGCCCAAGAGCAAAGAGAGCAAAGCCAUGAACGAUAAAGUGAAGGCCAUGGAGAAAAAGCUGAUGGGGAAGGACAAGAAGGAGGAAGAGAAGAGCUCAGUGCUGAAGAAGGACACGGGGAAGGACCACAAGGAGGAAGAGAAGAGCUCAACGUUGAAGAAGGAGGCAGGGAAGGAUAAAAAGGAGGAGAAGGGCUCUUAUGUAAAGAAUAAGGAUGCAGGGAAGGAGAAAAAGGAGGAAGAGAAGGGCUCAGCAGCAAAGGAUACAGGGAAGGACAAAAAGGAAGAAAAGGUUUCAGCAUCCAAGAAGGACACCGGGAAGGACAAAAAGGAGGAGGAGAAGAGCUCAGAACCAAAGGGACAGGUGGAGAAAGCCACGGGAGGGGAAGGGGAGAAAGACAAAGACAAAAAAGAAGAGGAAAAGGGUUCAGCUGGGAAAACAGCUAGGGCGGAGGAGAAGGAGAAACCCCGGGCAGAGGCAGAAAAGGCGGUGGCGGAGAAGCGGGAGGGCAAGGCGGGACCCCCCAAAGCCGCGGAACCGCCCAAGGACGACGAGGCCUCGAGCAUCUUCGACGAGCUCAUCGAGAAGGUGAAGAACAACGACGCCGAGGUGACCGAGGUGAACGUCAACAACUCCGACUGCAUCAACAACGAGACCCUGGUGCGCUUCACCGAGGCCCUGGAGUUCAACACCGUGGUCAAGGUGUUCGCCCUGGCCAACACCCGUGCUGACGACCACGUGGCCUUCGCCAUCUCCAUCAUGCUCAAGUCCAACAAGGUGCUGACCAGCAUCAACCUGGACUCCAACCACAUCACGGGCAAGGGCAUCCUGGCCAUCUUCCGAGCGCUGCUGCAGAACGACACCCUGACCGAGCUGCGCUUCCACAACCAGCGGCACAUCUGCGGCGGCAAGACUGAGAUGGAGAUCGCCAAGCUGCUCAAGGAGAACACCACCCUGCUCAAGCUGGGCUACCACUUCGAGCUGGCCGGGCCGCGCAUGACCGUCACCAACCUGCUGAGCCGCAACAUGGACCGGCAGCGGCAGCGGCGCCUGCAGGAGCAGAAGCUGGCGCAGGAGAGGGGCGAGAAGAAGGACCUGCUGCAGGUGCCCAAGGCCGGGGCGCCGCCCAAGGGGUCCCCCAAGGCGUCCCCGCAGCCGCUGGAGUGCAGGGACAACCAGCGUGGCCAAGGGAAGGAGCUCAUGGAAUCCCAGGAUGGUUUGGAUGGGAAGGGACCUUAA
Manacus vitellinus (golden-collared manakin) is the source of this 1742-nucleotide messenger RNA. It is a transcript of the gene LMOD1, whose product is annotated as leiomodin 1. The transcript is spliced from 3 exons. Gene Ontology annotation, molecular function: tropomyosin binding. The record is from RefSeq and is a predicted model, not a curated record. NCBI's taxonomy places the organism in Eukaryota, Metazoa, Chordata, Aves, Passeriformes, Pipridae. Gene Ontology annotation, biological process: pointed-end actin filament capping; muscle contraction; myofibril assembly. Bases 90 to 1742 code for a protein of 550 amino acids. Gene Ontology annotation, cellular component: myofibril; striated muscle thin filament.